Messenger RNA from Quercus robur (English oak), 2374 nucleotides. Its product is annotated as cleavage stimulating factor 64. Gene Ontology annotation, cellular component: mRNA cleavage and polyadenylation specificity factor complex. Gene Ontology annotation, biological process: mRNA 3'-end processing. The coding region runs from base 419 to 2083 and encodes 554 amino acids. Gene Ontology annotation, molecular function: mRNA binding. The transcript is spliced from 10 exons. The record is from RefSeq and is a predicted model, not a curated record. Lineage: Eukaryota; Viridiplantae; Streptophyta; Magnoliopsida; Fagales; Fagaceae.
ACUUGUACUUGCACAUAUCAAAAGCCUUGAUAUCUCUCUCUCUCUCUCUCACAUUCUUUCUCUCUGUGGCUAUCUGGGUACGUAAUAGAGCGAGCCCCGCUGUAUUUCUUUGUAGCUUUCUCAAACAAACCAAAAAUUAUCAGACUUCUAAAUUACUCAUAAAAAAAAAAAACCAGAGACAAUAGAGAAACCUCACAAAUCAAAUCACAAAGUCACAAGACUCACAACAACAACAAUAACAGAAGCACCGACUUCAAACUUCGAUACAUACUUGUUUUUUUUUUUGUUUUUUUUUUUGCGUAUAUUGCUCAGUCUCAGCCACACACACCACUAGAAGAAGAAGAAGAGCAAAAGAGGAAUGCUAAGGAAGAAGAAGAUGAAGCAGCGCUUCACCUUCUUCUCCUUUUGCUGAUGAUUCAUGGCCUCUUCUCAGCAUCGCUGCGUUUUUGUUGGGAACAUACCAUAUGAUGCCACUGAGGAACAGCUUAUAGAAAUCUGCCAGGAGGUUGGUCCUGUUGUGUCUUUCAGGUUAGUAAUUGAUAGAGAAACUGGGAAACCAAAAGGUUAUGGAUUCUGUGAAUAUAAGGAUGAAGAGACAGCUCUAAGUGCUCGUCGUAAUCUUCAGGGUUAUGAGAUCAAUGGCCGGCAAUUACGGGUUGAUUUUGCUGAAAAUGACAAAGGUGCCGACCGAAAUCGAGAACAGGGUCGUGGGGGACCUGGGCUUGCUUCUAAUGUUGAACCUCAAAAACAGUUAGCUGGCCCAGCAAUCCAUGGGGAAUCUGUUCACCAUCAGCCAAUUGGUCUCCAGAUAGCUAUAACUGCCGCAGCUGUCAUGGCAGGAACUCUAGGUGGUGCUCAGGCAGGCAUGCAGUCAAAUCCAAAUGGUUUGCACAGUCAGUCAGCAUUGGCCAAUGAUCCUUUAACUCUUCAUCUGGCUAAAAUGUCUAGGAGUCAACUCAAUGAAAUAAUGUUUGAGCUGAAGGCAAUGGCUACACAAAAUAAGGAACUAGCUCGCCAGCUAUUGGUUGCAAGACCACAGUUGCCUAAAGCUCUUUUUCAGGCACAGAUAAUGCUAGGAAUGGUGACACCCCAAAUGUUGCAGAUGCCAAAUAUUCGGCAGGCUUCAGGUCAACUCACGCAGCCUCCAUUGCAUGAUAGGCAGCAGGGUCAGCAAUCAGCAGCUCAAACUCUUCCUGGGCUACCCCCUCUUGCCCAGAACAAGAUGCUGUCUGGGUUGAUGCCUAAAGUUCAAGAAAGUCAAGUUUCUGCAGUGCCUCAAAAUCCUUUGGUUCACAACCAAUUUUCUUCAGCACCACAACCUCGAGUUCAACUUCCACAACAUGCAAACAAUCAUAUUGUACAACAGGCCACAUUUCCUGGACAUUCUGCAAUUUCAACACUUCCUCCUAUACCCUCUUCUUUGGGAAGUUUGUCCUCUAGACCACAGAUACAGAUGGCAAAAUCCUCUUCUCUUAACCAUCAAACACAGCCCUCUUUGCCACAACACUCUGGGCAGGUUGGGGCUGCCAAUUUAGGGCAUAGCAUUCAGAUGGUUAAUCCAAAUGCAAUAAAACCUUCUCUCUUACCUCGUCCUCCCUUAUUAGAUGCUGGCUUUCAGCCUGGCCCCCCGAUAUCAUCAGGUAUAUCACAGGCAAUUAACAAGGGGUCUGAUAAUGGAAAUUGGGUCCACAGAAGUAAUGCAUAUGUAAAUGCACCUUCUGGGAGCAUGGUUUAUGAUUCUUUAGAACCAAUUGAUCGCCCUACAAAGCUAAUGAAAUUGGAUGAUGGGAGGAGCAAUGCUUUCUCAGUGGGGAGUUCAAAUGCAUCCAACACCAAUGGUUCUGGACUGCCCCAAGUUUUUGGAGCUGGCUCAUUGCCUGUAAAUCAAGUUCUGAAAGCAGAAGGGCAAAAUUCAGAGAAACAACUUUCCCAGUCACAGCUUCCACCUGAGGUGGAGUCUGCCUUACUGCAACAAGUGUUAAACCUAACACCAGAGCAAUUAAGUUCAUUGCCUCCAGAGCAGCAACAACAAGUCAUUCAGCUCCAACAGGUUCUUCGGCGAGAUCAAAUUCAGCCAUCUUAGCAAAUGAAGAGUGACACAUGAAAAUUUCAUCAAUGCAGCAAGCUUGUCUUGGCACUUGGCAGUGCAGGCUCAAUUCGUUUGGUUGCAUGAAGAACAAGAGCUUGCUAUUGGUUCAAUCAAUUCUGGUUGUUUGUAAAAUUAUUAAUCUCAGGGGAUCCAACGUAGGAUCCAAAAUGUGAGGUUACAUUCAUGUAACGUUUAGGAGCUUGUGAUUAACAUGCCUGAAAAAAAUAGUUAGAAGAAAGAAAAAAUUUUGUCUAAUCCUUUUGUUAUAGAUUUGAAAUUUUUGUA